CCUCCCGCGGUAGCUCGGCGCCAGGUCGCCCCAAUCCCCCCUCCCGCCUUCCCCACUCUCUCGGUCCCACCCUCCCUAGCAUUGUGCCCGGGGCUCCAAGGCGCUUCCGCUCUGCUGAGCCGCGGGUGGAGGGAGUUGCUACCGAGGAGCUUCUCGCUUCCUCGGGCAGGGACACAGUCGUAACCAAGGCAAUGUCUUACUACCUCAACUCAGAAAACCACCUGGACCCAGGGCCCAUCUACGUGAGAGAAAGUGGGCAGCUGCACAUGGUCAAUCUGGCCCUGGAUGGUGUCAGGAGUAGCCUACAGAAGCCAAGGCCUUUCAGACUGUUUCCCAAAGGCUUUUCUGUGGAGCUCUGCAUGAACAGGGAAGAUGAUACUGCACAGAAAGAGAAGACUGAUCAUUUCAUCUUCACAUAUACCCGGGAGGGGAAUCUUCGGUACUCCGCCAAAUCCCUCUUCAGCCUUGUCCUGGGCUUCAUCUCUGACAAUGUUGAUCACAUUGAUUCCCUUAUUGGCUUCCCUGAACAGAUUGCUGAAAAGCUGUUUUCUGCUGCUGAAGCCAGGCAGAAAUUCACAGAGCCGGGUGUAGGGCUCAGGGCUUUACAGAAAUUCACUGAGGCCUAUGGAAGCCUGGUGCUUUGCUCGCUGUGUUUGCGAAACAGAUAUCUGGUGAUCUCAGAAAAACUUGAAGAGAUUAAGUCUUUUCGGGAGCUGACCUGCCUGGACCUUUCCUGUUGCAAGCUUGGAGAUGAACAUGAACUUCUAGAGCAUCUUACCAAUGAGGCCCUGUCUAGUGUAACCCAACUCCACCUGAAGGACAAUUGUUUAUCUGAUGCCGGGGUACGGAAAAUGACAGCACCAGUUCGAGUGAUGAAAAGAGGCCUUGAAAAUCUGACAUUGUUAGACUUAUCUUGCAACCCUGAGAUCACAGAUGCAGGAAUUGGAUACCUCCUUUCUUUUAGAAAACUAAACUGCCUAGAUAUCUCUGGAACAGGGCUCAAGGACAUCAAGGCCAUCAAACACAAGCUUCAGACUCACAUAGGCCUCGUUCACUCCAAAGUGCCUUUGAAGGAAUUUGACCAUAGUAACUGCAAGACAGAGGGCUGGGCUGAUCAGAUCGUUCUGCAGUGGGAGCGUGUGACUUCAGAAGCUGUGAAGCCACGAGAAAACUCGGAGCCUCGGAUGGCAGCUCAGCACUUCUAUGGGAAGCGAUCUCGAACAGAAACUCCAGUCAAGUGCCCCCUAGCAGACACCCACAUGAACUCUUCUGAGAAACUCCAGUUCUAUAAAGAGAAAGCCCCAGACUGCCAUGGGCAGCUGUUGAAACGGGAGUCUGCCCUGUGCCAGGAGUCAAAGAAGAGACCUUUUGAGGAUCCAGAGAACGAACAGAAUAGCUCUUCACAGUCUUCAAAGCAGAAAUAUGUAUGUCUUACUGUGGAAGAUUGGGACUUGUUAAAUUCUUACUGAUCGGCAAAUAGAAGUUGAAUCUCUCCCUCCCUCGCCCCCUGCUCCCCCCUCCCAGUUCUAAUGUAUGAGGAAAGGGGACUGAUGAUGUUUACUUUUGGUUGAAUUUACCUAUGACAUUAGCAUAGCAAGCAGAUAUUUCUACUUUUGUGAUGGGGGAGGGGACUGCUAUGGAAGUAUGUAAUAAUUUCUAAUGUAUAUUUUCAAUACAUAGUAAUUUUUUCAAAUAAAUGUUUUUUCUGUCCUU
This is a messenger RNA of Chrysochloris asiatica (Cape golden mole), 1713 nucleotides long. It is a transcript of the gene LRRC42, whose product is annotated as leucine rich repeat containing 42. Gene Ontology annotation, molecular function: protein binding. The transcript has 8 exons. NCBI's taxonomy places the organism in Eukaryota, Metazoa, Chordata, Mammalia, Afrosoricida, Chrysochloridae. The record is from RefSeq and is a predicted model, not a curated record. The coding region runs from base 192 to 1469 and encodes 425 amino acids.